Candidula unifasciata is the source of this 197-nucleotide messenger RNA. Lineage: Eukaryota; Metazoa; Mollusca; Gastropoda; Stylommatophora; Geomitridae. The record is from the annotation of a GenBank genome assembly.
UUCACUUAUCACUGUAUUGUUUUGUAAUAUCAACACAAUGUCGUAUACGUUACGUGUCGAUUACCUCAUUAAAGAUAGAGUAAAGUACCACCACCUCACAGAUGUUAUUAUAAACUACAAACACAUUACAGAAGACAGAGUAAAGUACCACCAUCUCACAGAUUCUAGUGUAAAUUACCACCAAGUCACAGAAUCUA